Microdochium trichocladiopsis is the source of this 978-nucleotide messenger RNA. RefSeq lists its product as uncharacterized. NCBI's taxonomy places the organism in Eukaryota, Fungi, Ascomycota, Sordariomycetes, Xylariales, Microdochiaceae. The coding region runs from base 1 to 978 and encodes 325 amino acids. The record is from RefSeq and is a predicted model, not a curated record. The transcript has 5 exons.
AUGGCGCCAGCCAGCGCGGCGUUCCUGGCGGCAAACUGCGUGGUGCAGGCCGUGGUGCUGACCGUCGUCAUGAUGCGCUUCUACUCGCGAGUCACGACGUCGUCGCUCGGUUGGGACGACUGGUGGGUGCUGAUAGCGACGGGGCUGUCGUGUUGCUCGCUGACGACGGCCAUCUGCUUCGACGUCCUCGGGUCGGGUUAUCUCGUGCAGGAAGUCGCCAUUAAUCUGUCCACCAUCUACCUCCUCAUCUUCAUCAUCCAGCCCCUCUUCCUCUUCACGAUCGCCGCCACAAAAGUCAGCGUGUGCUGCUUCUACCUGCGCGUCUUUGUCGGCCGAGGCAUGCGCAUCGCGACCUGCUGUACGAUUGCGCUCGUCAGCGCCUGGGCCGUUGCGCACUUCAUUGCAGCCGUGUUCAUCUGCACCCCCGUCGCGGGCGCGUAUGACCUGCGUCUCGCGGCGAUCGUCAAGUGUGGCGACCAGAGCAAGUUCUUCCAGAGCGGCCUCAGCAUCAACGUCGUGUUGGAUGCUAUUGUUAUUGCGCUGCCGUUGUGGACAAUUUGGAACCUCAACAUGCGCACCUCCGACAAGGUCGGCCUGUCCAUCGCCUUCUCCAUCGGCAUCGGCAUGAUCGUCGUCGGCAUCAUCCGCGCCAUCUACGUCGUGCGCACCUCGCUGACCGGCGACGUGACCGCCACCCUGCCCACCAAUCUCUUCCUGACUGUGUUUGAGCAGCAGCUCGCCAUUAUCACCAUCUCCAUCCCCAUGCUCCGCCCCCUGUGGGCGCGGUACAGGAACCGCGCGACCGGAUACAACCUCGACGGCGAGCAAGCUGGCGGCGGCAAGCACUCUGGAACUGGGACAGGGGAGGGCAGCGAGUUGGCCACAUUUGGGGGAAGUGGCGGCAAAAAGAGCAACAACUCACGGAACGUCGAGGCCAAGUCUGAGCGGUCGUCAAAGCGGUUCGAACGCGGCCAUUAG